Anisakis simplex (herring worm) is the source of this 1290-nucleotide messenger RNA. The record is from the annotation of a GenBank genome assembly. Lineage: Eukaryota; Metazoa; Nematoda; Chromadorea; Rhabditida; Anisakidae.
AUGCGUUGGCUGAGUGUUGCGGUUUAUCUGUUGAUAGCAUUGGCUAGUGUGACACUGGCACAAUAUGGAAUGUUUCCGCUGCACACCUCAAGUGCUGUUCUUGGAAAUGUACUGGAAGGCAACAAUAAUGUUGAAGUUCCAUUCGCUCCACCACGAGUGCCAGCAUCUCGACAGUCCUUAGGCUAUAGACCACCACCGCCACCUCUACGACGUUCAGCAUUCAGUGAAGGAAAGUGUGAAUUUGAUGAAUCCAAGUGGUCCAUAGAGCCACAGUCAGCGAUUGCCAAUGCGGUGAUGUUCGAUCGUACGACGGGUUUAUCAUGUGAAGAAUGCCUCGCAAAAUGCUCAAAUUUACAAUCAAUUGGUACUCAGUGGGUUUGUCGGACACUCACCUACGAUAAUCGAUGGAAAAUUUGUGAUCUGUUCGCGAUCAAUGGUACCAACUAUCCACACUUCUUGACCGAAUACCCUGGACGAGAUUAUUUCGUAUUCAAAGACGCUCGCACACCAACUGAUGAUGAAGUAAGUGGAAAAACCGAAGAGAAUAUUCGUGGUAAUGCGGAACCUGAAGAAUUUGGACCGAGAAUCUUCGGCGCACCUUCCGGGGCCAGUGAGCGGGUGGUUGUUGAGACGAAAUCCGCGUACGACGUCACAGAUCUGGCGUCUCUUGGCGUGACAGAAGACGAGGGUUUAAUCGACAAUUUGGAUUCGAUCGCUGCGGGAGAAUCGCUUGAAGUGAACGAUGAAACGAAUUCUGAAACGAGCGACGAUAUCGUUACGAAAAUUGCUGAAUCGUUCGAGUCAGUCGCUGAAACAGAAUUACCGCUGAACAACUCAUCGAAUCCGCUCGAGAUCAAUGAGUCCUCUGCGAAAGCUUCAAAAGUUUCUGGUUCAGCUUCACCCAAAAAAUCCAUAAAAUCAACGACGCGAAAAAUAUCGAAAGUGUCCAAAUCCUCAUCAAAACAAUCCAAGUCGAAGGCAGAUAAAUCGUCGUUGAUCGAGCCAGCAAUUCACAAACAAUACGGUUCAAAGAGCAAAAAGAUCACGAAGUCAAACGUGUCGGACGACAAAAUUGAGAAGCUUAUUUCUAUGGGAAUUGGCAGAAUAGGCGCCAGUUCAUGCGAUGAGAAUGCCGUGACUCGAUAUGCAGUAUUCAACGAUAAGGAACGCAUCAUUCCGGGUGUCGAAACACAACUAACUGAGAGUGCCACUGUUGAAGAGUGUGCUCAGUCGUGCGAUGAAAAUGAACUCAUUGCGUGGUAUGAUAGCAAAUACAUUGCAUUCAGUUAA